This is a messenger RNA of Sporothrix brasiliensis 5110, 1140 nucleotides long. RefSeq lists its product as uncharacterized. The coding region runs from base 1 to 1140 and encodes 379 amino acids. The transcript is spliced from 3 exons. NCBI's taxonomy places the organism in Eukaryota, Fungi, Ascomycota, Sordariomycetes, Ophiostomatales, Ophiostomataceae. The record is from RefSeq and is a predicted model, not a curated record.
AUGGCGCCCUCCACAUCUCCCGGUGUCCCCACGCUGCCGCCGUCCGUCGAGGAGGCCUACCGCCGGAAAUGCGUCUUUCUCAAGCAGCGCAUGGCCGACGUCGAGGAGGCAAACGAUGCGGUCCGCGUACGUCUGGCACGCCUGAAGCGCCAGGUCGAGAAACAGCGCCUCGAGCGCGCAUUCCUCCUCGAGCAGCUGGCCAAGCGCACCAGCACCAACGUCGAAGACUCUGACGGCAGCCCGAGCCCACCAGCCACUCCUAAGGACAAGCCGCUGCGUACCAAGCGUGGCCACAGGAAGUCGUCUGUGGCCGACGGCAGUGGUGCCCCCGGCUCGACGUUUAUCAGCCAAAACCUCGACCCCUUGUCACCCAGCUCCGACGUGUUUGGCAAGGGCGACAGCCAGACCCAGCCGACACAAAGCACUCCGGGCGCCUCGCAGCGGCGCGGCGGCCGCAGACCCAAGGCCACCAAGGAGGCCGACGAUGUCGCGAGCGUCGGCGGCAAGGGCAAGGGCGGCGACGACAAGGAGGACGGGGCAGCAGGCAGCGGCUCUGCAGCGAGCCUGAAACGCCCCGGCAACGCCUUUGAGCUCUACUGCGACGAGAUGCGGCCGACGCUCGCUGAGAAGCGCAAGGCCAACAAGCAAAACAAAAAGAAGUCUGGCGAGGAUGGCGACGACGUGGACAUGGAGGACGCCGAUGCCGAAGAGGAGGAGGAGGAGGAAGACGAGGCGGCCGCCGAGUCCGCCAUUGACGCCGAGCUGGCGCGCGGCUGGACCGAGAUGGAGCAGGCGGAGAAGGACGAGUUCGAGACCCGCGCCGCCGAGGAGCAGGCCAAGUACAAGAAGGCCAAGGAGGAGGCGCGGCAGCUGAAAGAGAAGAGCAAGGAGGACAAGGACGAGAAUGAUGGCAAAGAAGCCGGAGACGAGGUGGACGUGGGGGACAAGGACGGUGGCAAGGAGGCCGCCGAGAAAGCGACGGCCAACGACGACAAGGCUGAUCAGGAGGUUGGCGACGACACCGGUGACAAGGCAGAAAACGAGGACACCAAAUCGGCUGCCAAGGAGGUUGAGGAUACAGAGAUGGCCGACCCAGAAAGCGUCGCGGUCGCUACAUCGAGUGCUGACAAAGACGAGUAA